This is a messenger RNA of Paramecium octaurelia, 154 nucleotides long. The record is from the annotation of a GenBank genome assembly. Lineage: Eukaryota; Ciliophora; Oligohymenophorea; Peniculida; Parameciidae.
AUGCAGAUAGUAAUAAAAGAAUUAACAUAAAUACAAGUAUAUUUUUUAAAUAAUUUAGAUUUAGACAAAACAUAACAAGGAGUAAAGGUGCGAUAAGGUUUGCGAAAUGAAAUUACUAUAAAUAUCAUAAUUUAUAGAAAAAUAUCUUGAUUGA